AGAGAUAGAGAGAGAAAGAGAGAGUUGUUGCUCGUGAAAAAAGGGUUAAACGCUUUUCCGUUCCAGCUCUGAGAGCUUCUGAUCCACACAAGAGGGACACGGGUAGAAUCCAAAAAUUCGCUCUCUCCCAAAUUAACCCGCCGUUACCAAACAUUAAUAGAGCUCAUCAGCAACGAUGACGAUGACGACAGCAGCAGUCCAUAGGAGAGCUAUAAGACACCCAACUCUCCUCUCCCUCCUCUCAACCCGCAACUUCCUCAUCAUCUCCAUGGCUGCCUUCCUCUUCCUCUGCCUCUUCUCCCUCCAUUUCCUCUCCCUCCCUUCCUCCUCCUCCGCCGCCCGCCACCACCCGCAACCCCGUUCUCCUCCCUCCUCCGCCGCAGCGCCUCGGGCGCUCCAGCUGGCAUGCAAGGCCACGAGGUUCCCGGACCUCUGCGCCUCCUCCCUGUCGUCCAAGUCCCCUCCGGUGGGGUCUGACCCGACACAGAUCCUGGACGCGGCCAUCUCGGUGUCCGCCGACAACCUCAAGACGGCCCAGGGCAUGGUGAAACGUAUCCUGGACUCCUCCGCCGGGAACGCGAACCGCACCACCGCCGCUAAUAACUGCCUCCAGGUUCUCGACAACUCCGCGUACCGGACGCAGGCGACGGUCGGUGCGCUGCCACGUGGCAAGACGAAGGACGCCCGCGCGUGGCUGAGCGCCGCCCUCCUGUACCAAUACGAUUGCUGGUCGGGCCUCAAGUACGCCAACGACACCGCCCUGGUUAAUGAAACGAUGUCGUUCCUCAACUCGUUGACCAUGCUGACCAGCAACGCCCUCGGCAUGCUGGUGUCCUACGACCUCUACGAGAAAGACACCAAGUCGUGGAGGCCGCCGGUCACGGAGCGGGACGGGUUUUGGGAGCCAGGGUCUGAGUCGGGUUCGGACUUCGCGGCCGGGUUCGGGUUCCCGUCCAAUCUGACGGCGGAUGCAACAGUUUGCAAGGACGGCCGAGGUGGCUGCUACGGGAAGGUGCAGGACGCCGUUGAUGCUGCACCUGACAACGGGGCGGGCCGGUUCGUGAUCCGCAUCAGGGCCGGGAUUUACGAGGAGACUGUGAGGGUCCCGUUCGAGAAGAAGAACGUGGUGUUUGUGGGCGAUGGGGUGGGCAAGACGGUCAUCACUGGGUCCUUGAACGUGGGCCAGCCAGGGAUGUCAACUUACAACACUGCCACCGUCGGCGUCCUGGGUGAUGGAUUCAUGGCCACCGGCAUAACCUUUCAGAACACUGCCGGCCCUGAUGCUCAUCAGGCUGUUGCGUUCAGAUCAGAGAGUGACUUAUCCUUCAUAGAGAACUGCGAGUUCCUUGGGAAUCAAGAUACCCUGUAUGUCCAUGCCUUGCGCCAGUACUACAAGUCGUGCCGGAUAGAAGGCAAUGUCGACUUCAUCUUUGGGAACUCAGCCGCGUACUUCCAGGACUGCGAGAUCCUGGUGCGGCCCCGCCAGCUCAAACCUGAGAAAGGGGAGAACAACGCCAUCACAGCCCAUGGCAGGACGGAUCCCUCCCAGUCGACUGGCUUCGUGUUCCAGAACUGCCAGAUCAACGGGACAGAGGAGUACAUGAAACUGUACAACCAGAAGCCUGCAGUGCACAAGAAUUUCCUCGGCAGGCCAUGGAAGGAGUACUCAAGGACUGUCUUUAUUAACUGCAAUCUCGAAGCCCUAAUUACGCCUGCAGGGUGGAUGCCCUGGAGCGGGGACUUUGCCCUGAAGACGCUCUACUACGGGGAGUUCAAGAACACCGGGCCCAGGUCCGAUACAUCCCAGAGAGUUUCAUGGAGUAGUCAAAUUCCUGCUGAGCAUGUGGAUAACUAUUCGGUUAAGAGAUUCAUUCAAGGGGACGAGUGGAUCCCGACAUCGUCCUGAUCUUUUUGUAGGUCUUUCAGGUAGUUAUAGAGAGAAGUGCUCAGGAGUAAGUGGUGCUGGAGUUUGAGCAGCUCCUCUGUAGUUCAUUUCUAAUAACAUAUAUAAAAAUUCAUCAGGCGUUCCGAAAAUGAUCAUUGAAUGAAAGUCUUGGAGAGUUUGCGACCC
Punica granatum (pomegranate) is the source of this 2071-nucleotide messenger RNA. NCBI's taxonomy places the organism in Eukaryota, Viridiplantae, Streptophyta, Magnoliopsida, Myrtales, Lythraceae. The record is from RefSeq and is a predicted model, not a curated record.